Messenger RNA from Prorocentrum cordatum, 2078 nucleotides. The record is from the annotation of a GenBank genome assembly. NCBI's taxonomy places the organism in Eukaryota, Dinophyceae, Prorocentrales, Prorocentraceae.
AGCUCCAGCCCUGCACGACCCAGCACCUGUGCUGCGAGCUCCGGAAGUACAGGGGCCGCAGGAAGUGGAUCCACCGGCGGCCUCGCCGCUCGGCCAGGGCGCACCGUGCGAAGCUGUGCGGGUACUGGCGCAAGGUCUCGGCCGACCAGGUGCCGUCGCCGAAGGCGGGGAGCUCCGACUCCGGGGACGACGAGCCGGGCGAGCCCCCGGCGCCCCGCGGGGGCUCCGGCCCGGCGCGGCCGAGGCGGCCCUCCGCCGGGCGCGCGGGCGCGUCCCCAGUGGACGCUGCCGCGGCGCACCUCUGCGGGCCCCGCAGCAAGGGACUGCAGAGGUGUGCCGGGGCCGCGGCCACUGGGGAUUCUUCAGAGGGCGCGGCGGAGGGCGAGCGUGCCAGUGGCGCGCAGCUGGUUUCUGCGAAGGGGCGGCCCCCCGCGAGGCGCCCCACGAGCGAGGAGGGCUUGUAUCCAGACCUGUGCGACCUCAAGUGCUGCGUGUGCGGGGGCAUCGAUGCCAGCGACGACAACGACUUGGCAAUGUGCGAGAUGUGCGGUAAGGGGUACCAUGCGAGGUGCCACCGCCCGCCAGAGGUACGCUUUGGGCGCCUGAGCGACCAGUGGUUUUGUGGCGCCUGCAGAGAGGGCAUCGCCUCGAAACGCGGUCUUCGCCUGAGGGUAAACGACUACGCGUGGGCCAAUCUCCGUGCAGCUGCGAGCGGCACGCCAUGGCCUGCAAAGGUCCUCAAGCUCGACUUCUCCACGCCGGAGGAUCCACGUCCCUACUGGGUGCAGUUCUUCGGGUCUCCUGGCCGCCGCAAGCUCACGAGCGUCUGGGUCGGCGACCAGUGCUCGAAGCCGUGGUCGGAGGGCCCCGACUGGCACAGCAUCACGGACCCCAGCCAGAAGCGUGCCGCGCGCAUCGCCGUGGCAGAUGGCGCGGCGCCCAUGAGCCAGCAGACGUGCCGAUCCCAGAGCCACCCGCCGAGCACUGCACGGGCAGGCGCUGGGCGCAGCGACGCGGCGGAUCCUGGGACUCCGGCGACGCCCUGCCGCCGCGGCGUGCACACUCCGAGGCGGGGCGCCCCGCGCAGGCGCGACCUCCUGGACAGCGCGGAGCGCGCCCCCAAGCGCGCUCGCCUGGGAGUGCUGGCGGCCUCUGGCGCAGCGGCCAAGGCGACCGCCUCGUCGGCCCACCAGGACGCCGAGCACGGCGUGCUUCGGAGGGUGAUCGAUGAGGCCCGUGCGCGCCAGGCCCAGGUGGAGCGGCAGAUCCGCGCGGAGCUGGUGCGCUCGAGCCGUGGCGGCCAGAGCGGCCUGCGAGGGCCCGAGAUUGGGCGUGCUGCUCCGGGGCCCUCGCCGCCAGAGGAGGACGAGGAGACGAAGAGGUACAGCGCGCGGUUCGGCGAGGAGGCCUACAAGGCGGCCGGCAGCCCCCUGUUCACGAGGCUCUUCACGUACGAGGAGCUGCUCAGCUCGGAGAGCCCUCCGGGCCGGCACGCCAAGAGGAGGCCCCGGGCGCACGCGGACUUCAGGCGGCCCGACAGCUGGCCACCCGACGUGGAGGUGGACAGGGGCAACUGGGUCUUCUGGCUGCCGGAGGGGUGGGCGCAGGGGGUCAGGAAGCAGGCCGAGUCUGGCAAGACGCUCAAGUGCUACCUCGCCCCGGAGGGGAGGAGGUUCUGGCACAAGUCCGCCGUCGAGAGGUACCUCGGGAGGCAGCUGCCCAAGAGCGAGCUCAGGCCGACCGGGCGGGACGAGGAGGGCAGGGCGAUCCGGGCCGUGCGGUACGUGACAGAUCCCGACGCCGUCCCGAACUGGCCCGAGGACCAGGAGGAGUGGCUGCCCAGAGACUUCAAGAUCGGUUAUCGCCAGCUGCCCAGCAGCCUGCACCGUAUCUACGUCCCUCCAGGCAAGGAUGACGAAGGGUUCCUGUACCACCGCUCCACGGUCAUGGCCUGGCUGGCGGGCGGCAGUCCUACCCUGAGCCCCUUUCGCACGUCCAGGCCGAUGGCCGCCGUCCCCGCGCCGGCGGCGACGAGGAGGACCAGCAGAAAGAGAACGGUGGAGCACCAGGAUCGGUAG